AUGCCUACUAGUUUCCUGCGGUUCGACAUGUUUGGUGUUGUCGAGAAUGUCUUCGGUGUUCAGAGGGAGCAGAUUGCAUCAGCCGUAUUCAUGGGCAAGCUAGCAUCUCAGAAGCAGCUCUCUCACGGGCCGACACAAUUCAAUAGUCCGCGCCGAAAGGCUGUUGCGCCCACCAACUGGGCCGCCUUCAAACCGGUUGUGGGCAAAUAUGCGAAGAUAGCCGCAUGCUGA
Molecule: messenger RNA, 231 nt
Organism: Penicillium maclennaniae
Lineage: Eukaryota; Fungi; Ascomycota; Eurotiomycetes; Eurotiales; Aspergillaceae
Exons: 2
Coding region: 1-231 (76 amino acids)
Source: RefSeq, a predicted model, not a curated record